Molecule: messenger RNA, 1269 nt
Organism: Trichoderma asperellum CBS 433.97
Lineage: Eukaryota; Fungi; Ascomycota; Sordariomycetes; Hypocreales; Hypocreaceae
Source: RefSeq, a predicted model, not a curated record
AUGGGCGGCAGCAUAAUAGGUGCUAUCAUCAUCGGCGUCAUCGUCGCAAUCGUUGCAGUCGUCCUUCUCGUACUAUUCAUCAGGCGAAGAAGAAAGGGCAAGAAGGCCAAAUACGAACGUGCUCAGGGAGACGAUACGAGGGAGGUAGCCAACUCCCGUGGCAUCAACGCAACAGCUACAUCGAGAACUGGACGAGCCGGAAGAUCUACUCAUCCUCCCCCUGCGUCAUCAAAUCGCAAUAAUGCAGCUGCAAAUGGCAACGUGGACCGCAACACGUCGGUUCGCUCGGUCAUGACUCUGCCGGCAUACCGCCAGGAUGCUGCACAAAACGAGCAGGUUAUAGGGCGAGAAGGCGAAAGAGAUGGCAUCGAUGUCAUUGUCGACUUACCUACCGAGGAGGAGAUGGAAGCUUUGCGCGACGAAGAGAUGGAGUCCAUGUACCAGAUCCGGCUUGCGCGGCGACAGCUGAUUGAGGAACAACAACAGAGGAGAGUUGAGCGACAAGAAGCCCGGUCACGAGGCGAUGUCACGGCUCUGGCGGAUAUCCGUGCCCGCACACGGGCUGCGAAUAACAGCACCGUUAUUGAUGACCUUCGACGGGAGAUGGAACGGGCCAAGGAGAACAGAAAUCUAUCCGUGUCAAGCGUAUCUUAUGCAGACGUUGGACUGGCUCGCCAUGACGGUACACGAAUCCGUGCCAAUAGCACCGAAAGCGAGCGCAUUGGCCUUCUUUCGGAUGCCGGGAACAUCGCGGUGUCUGAUUUGCGAUUAUCCCAACAACACAGCCGCGUGAUGAGCGAGAGCUCGGUCAUCAGCAUGGAUAGCAACUUUCCCUCACCGGCCCUGACCCGAUCUGCAGAGGCCCCAAGCGAAGCCAGGGCAGGAUCGAGCCCCGAGCUCGUGGAGGCGGAUUUGGGUGACGAAGCUAUGCCACCUCCAGGGUAUGAAGAUGUUUCUCUUGUGGACGACGACGAUUUCCAAGACCGAUCCAUCGUGCCAAUACAUGAACCACCACCAGAUUACCCAGGACAUCAUCGAUCAGAGUCGCAAAGGAGCCGGCGGAAUGAGACAUCGCCGUCUCUUGAGUCGGCCUCCAGCCAAAACAGUUCGACAGAGCAUGACGAACGACGGAUCAGCCGCGGCGUUGGUGGUGUACCCCAACUACCCAGCCUGCGAAUCAGGGACCUUCCUCCGAUUACGGUUGAACCGCCAAGCGCACGGCCACCAGAGCGUGAAGGCGCCGAGGAGGCCGAGCUGAGCCCAUUGUAA